UUAUCUUUGUUUAUAUCAAUAUUGAUCAAUGCUCAUGUCUUGUUGCAGUACCUUCUGUUAAAAGAAAACACCCCACAGCUGAAGAAAAGAAAUAAAUUUGUGAAACAAAAACGAAAGUUUCCUUCUAUUUUGAACUCUGAACUUGCUUUGGAUUAUGGUGUCAAGAAGACAUGCAUAUCUGAUAUUCUCAAACAAUCUGAUAAGUGGUUAAACAUUGAUACAACAAAUAAAAUAAAAGCAAACCGUAAACGCGAUCACCAGCCAAAGUGGCCUAUGUUGGAUAAGGUUAUGCGUGUCUGGACUGAAAGUGCACUCACAGCAAAUAUGGAUCUUACACAAGCAGCCCUUCUUACCAAGGCUAAAACUUUUGCAAUAGCUCUAAAUAUUUCAGAUUUUAAAGGCACUGGUUGGGUUAAUGGAUUUCAGAAAUGGCUUG
Molecule: messenger RNA, 436 nt
Organism: Cetraspora pellucida
Lineage: Eukaryota; Fungi; Glomeromycota; Glomeromycetes; Diversisporales; Gigasporaceae
Source: the annotation of a GenBank genome assembly